AUGGCCUAUAAGUUAUCCAUCGCAUCAAAGUCUCCGACUCUUUGCUAUCCUUCAUUGAUAGCAGCUAAUUUUAUCAACGAUAAGGAUUCCAGAACUAUUAAUAUUGAUUACGUAGAUGACAAGACAGUCAGCUCUGAAAGAGAGGCGCCAAUCAACUUGAAGACUCCACAAAAUGAGGAAAUUACAAAUCAAAGUGAUGCUUUAAUACAUCUCAGUAAAAACUUCCCUUCGAUUCUUUCUGAAUCUGACAAAUCUGUCGAGUGGGUCACCUUUGGUUUGGAGAAACUUUAUGUUAAAAAUUUCAAGGAAUUGUCUUCAGCUCUAGAAAAAUUGGAUGCUCACUUAAAUUUUAGAUCUUUUAUUAUCGGUUAUGGUUAUUCGUUAGCAGAUAUUACUAUUUGGGGUGUCUUGAGAGCGAAUGCUUUGAUGGGUUCUAUUAUAAAAAAUGAAGUUUAUCCUAAUGUCUCAAGGUGGUAUAAUUUCCUUGCGUUCGACAAAAGAUUUGAUGGCAGCGUAGAUGUAAUGAGUAAGACUAUUAUAUCUCAGAGAAAAUCUGCGGCCUCGUCUAAAUCUGGUGGUAAAAAGACAGUUCAUAAAGCUAAUUUCGAAAUUGACUUACCCCAUGCAGAAAUGGGUAAAGUUGUCACUCGUUUCCCACCUGAACCAUCUGGAUACUUACAUAUUGGACAUGCUAAAGCUGCAAUUUUGAAUGAAUAUUUUGCACAUGCUUACAAGGGUAAGUUAAUAAUCAGAUUCGAUGAUACUAAUCCUACUAAAGAAAAACUAGAAUUUCAGGAGUCGAUUCUCGCCGAUUUAGCCCUUUUAGGCAUAAAAGGUGAUCUCAUCACCUAUUCAUCUGAUUACUUUGAUCAAAUGUAUGAUUUGGCAAUUCAAUUAAUCAAAGAAGGUAAGGCUUAUUGUGACGAUACAGCUUCGGAGAAGAUGAGGGCAGAAAGAAUGGAUGGUAUUGCCUCUGAAAGGAGGGAUAGAUCGAUCGAAGACAAUUUACGUAUUUUCACACAAGAAAUGAAAAAUGGUACCGACGAAGGCUUGAAGAAUUGUUUGAGAGCCAAAAUCGAUUACAAGGCUUUGAAUAAGGCCAUGAGAGAUCCUGUAAUUUACAGAUGCAAUUUGACCCCACACCAUCGUACUGGUAAUAAAUGGAAGAUGUAUCCGAUCUAUGACUUUUGCGUUCCUGUCGUCGAUUCACUAGAAGGUGUCACUCAUGCUUUAAGAACUAUAGAAUAUAGAGACCGUAAUCCUCAGUACGAAUGGUUUUUGAAUGCUUUAAAUUUACGUAAAGUGUACAUUUGGGAUUUUGCAAGAGUGAAUUUUGUUAGGACUCUAUUAUCGAAGAGAAAACUACAGUGGUUUGUGGAUCAAGAUCAUGUUUCCAAUUGGGAUGAUCCAAGGUUUCCUACCGUUAGGGGAGUUAGAAGAAGAGGUAUGACGGUUGAAGGAUUAAGGAAUUUUGUUAUUUCUCAAGGUCCCUCGAAGAAUAUUAUUAAUUUGGACUGGUCAAUUAUUUGGGCUCUUAAUAAAAAAAUAAUAGAUCCUGUUGCACCCAGGUUUACAGCUGUCGAAGUCGCAAAUGCUGUUCCAGUUAGUAUUGUUGGGGGUCCAGAGUCUCCUAUUACGGAACAGAAACCAAAACAUAAAAAGAACUUGGAUGUUGGUGCUAAACCAGUGAUUUAUGCUAACAAAGUUUUAAUCGAUCAAAGUGAUGCUGAAGGAUUAUCUGAUAAUGAAGAAAUCACUUUGAUGGACUGGGGUAAUGCUAUCAUUACUGCUGUUAAAAGGGACGGAGACAUCGUCAAAAGCGUUGAUGCAAAGUUACAUUUAGAGGGUGACUUCCGCAAGACAUCAAAGAAAAUUACUUGGUUGGCAGAUACGAACGACAAGGUGGAGGCAGACUUAGUCGAUUUUGAUCAUUUAAUUACGAAGGAUAAAUUAGAUGAAGGAGAUAAUUUUGAAGAUUAUCUCACUCCAGAAACUGAAUUCCACACCAAAGUGUACGGUGAUUUGAACGUUGGCAAGUUGAAGGAAGGAGAUAUUAUUCAAUUUGAAAGAAAAGGAUACUAUAGAGUAGACAAACCGUAUGGAGAAGGCAAGGCGGCAGUGUUAUUUUCAAUCCCUGAUGGUAAGACCGUUAGCAAAUAUGGCGCUAAGAAAUAA
Messenger RNA from Priceomyces carsonii, 2175 nucleotides. It is a transcript of the gene GUS1, whose product is annotated as glutamate--tRNA ligase. The record is from RefSeq and is a predicted model, not a curated record. The transcript has a single exon. Lineage: Eukaryota; Fungi; Ascomycota; Pichiomycetes; Serinales; Debaryomycetaceae. Gene Ontology annotation, cellular component: cytoplasm; methionyl glutamyl tRNA synthetase complex; cytosol. The coding region runs from base 1 to 2175 and encodes 724 amino acids. Gene Ontology annotation, biological process: glutamyl-tRNA aminoacylation; translation. Gene Ontology annotation, molecular function: ATP binding; glutamate-tRNA ligase activity.